AUGUCGCUACCAAUUCUUGUUAAUGCUUGGAAGACUACCUUGAUCCACGCCGAAUCAAAGGUUAAUGAAGCGGCACAUCGGAGAGGCGCAGAUAUUAUUAUGAUUGAGCAAGCGUUUCAAAAUCGUCCCGGGGCCGACCACAUAUGGAGGCCUGAGAUAGAUAUGGUCCUACCCGAUACUCCGGAUACUGUUAAAGCUGAUGCUGUCGCAUCAUUAACCCUGCCGGAAGAAUGGUCAAGUUUUCUGAAACAAAUUUAUAACCAAUACGUGUUCUCAUGGACAUGGACCGUAGAAUUGAUCGAUCUGCCAGAGUCGACUGUCACAUUUAGCUUCGAGGCGAAAGUGGACGACUUCAAAGUUGUGUUACGUCAAGUCCAACUUACCAUAUUUUCAAGCCAGCUGCAUAGACGGGCUCUCGGUCUCGAGGACGGACCAGUAUUUGGUGCUACUUUCAACAAGAAUAUUCUUCGGUUUUAUGUGUCAAACUGGGAGAAUGACACAGUGGAUAAAGAAAAUCACAAAGGUCUAGACGAAAACGAUCCCGGCGAAGUAGAGGCAGAAGAAGCAGAUGAAGACGAUGUGAGGACGUGGCCGCGUCUGCGGGCGCGGUUUCGUCUACUGACGUGA
Molecule: messenger RNA, 627 nt
Organism: Fomitiporia mediterranea MF3/22
Lineage: Eukaryota; Fungi; Basidiomycota; Agaricomycetes; Hymenochaetales; Hymenochaetaceae
Exons: 4
Coding region: 1-627 (208 amino acids)
Source: RefSeq, a predicted model, not a curated record